CUUUGCUCCUAGGGAUGUGGAAAUAAUCUGGAGGUUGAAAUGGAGUCGGUCCAGUACAAAGACAUGCGAUGGAAAAGGCGAUCGCUUGUAAUCUUUCUGUGUCAGAUUUCUUGGCCAGUAGCUGUUCUACUUUGGGGUCCAAGAAACUUUCCAUUUCGGUUACAAGUCUUCCGAUGUCCUGAGCACUUGAUAAAAUUCUUGAUCAGCUUGUAUUCCGGACUGGAACUGGCAGUGAAUGAAUUGCCAACCAUCUAACCAGAUAUUUAUAAUCGCUGAAAAUUUGAUUUGCUUCUAAAAAAGGGUAUGCGCUGUAGCAUCCAGAAGUCGCCGCGGAAGUGACAACAUCUCUCGCCCGUAACCUACGCGCACCGACCUCGAAUUUGAAAUUUAUUAUUUUGGCAUUGAAUAAUGUAAAAUCCCGCGAUUCCAACAUCUUGCAUUUUCAGAAUAAAUUUUCUUUUAUUAACGAUGAUGUAAUAGCUAUUAUCAACUGAUACCAAAGGAAAAAAGAAAUUUCUGAUAAAAUGGAGAGCGGAGGCAUUUUACAGGUCGCGGACACUGAGAUUCCUGCUUGAGACAAUAAAGAACUGAUUAAACAUUCUCCUGUUUAAAUUUGACUUCUUCAUUUACAGAAAUUACUCAUUCUGGCAUAAACAUAUGUGAUGUAAUAUGCAAAGAAAUAAGGUGCUGGCAAAACGCAGUUCUACUCUUUCCCCACCCUCCCCUCCCGUCACCCGACACACUCACAAAGGCUUGUGGUUACCAAAAACGGGUCAUCAUGAAGAAAUCUUCAUGUAUGGCCUAAUAAAGGUUUGUUUUCUCUCUGAGUGUUUGUCGAUGUUAUGGAAAGGGCGGCGACUUUCGAGUGUGGUGUUAAGUUCGUGUACGUGUGUUCAAGAGCGCUGAGACGAGUCACGUUUUCCUUGGUCGACUCAACGUGACCUUUUUAGGACAAGCACUUUGAAACAUAAACAAAAUCUCUUAAAACACUCUCGGCUUGUUCAACGGUUGGCCCUUUGACGGAAGUCAAUGACUUGUCUAACGAGGGAUUUUCCCUUUCAGUUGGAGUCAUGCGAUUGCCACCUAGCCACAGGAAUAAAACAUUUUGAUUUCCGAUUGGUGUGGGUGGGGGCGUUCAGAUUCAGCAAGAAAUUAUUUUUCUUUAGUAUUUUCCCUGGUAUGAAGUCGAGAUUACUAAAAAUGGCUAACUUGUACAUUCUAGGAAAGUGCAGUGUAAUCCUACAGAAUGAAUUGAAGGUUUUACUACAGGAAUAAUAAAAUCAACAAAUUAUAUACGAAUGAACUCGGUGGGCAAAAAUCUAAAGCGUGACAAAUGUGCUUUUUUCCACUCACAUAACUGUUUUCGUCAAAACAACCUUUAUCUUUGCCUCGCUAAAUUUAUUCCUAUGUUAUAUUUCCUUUGUUUCUGCUAAAAGCUUGUUUACUGGUAGUUAGCGAAAGGGAAAACGAAAGAAUUAGUGUCUUUUCAUAGACACGACGUAAUGUCACGCUACUGAGAUCUAGAAAACUCUAAAAGAUUCACCUCCCACCCACGCACAGCCUCGUUGCAAAGCGUGAGACACAAUGAGACUCCUGGAAACGAGGUUAAAUGUGAGCAAAACAACCAGCGGUUAACUUUUCAAGAAAGUUCCAAGAUGGACGACGUCGAAGACUUUUUUCGAUGGUUAGAAUUUCCUCGUAGCACUUUCUAAAUCGCGUUAUCAAAUCGACACAGACGGAACUAUUUAUUUUUGGUAUAGAUGUAUCGUAAGAUCUGAAAUCUUUAUGGAAAAGUUGAUGUUUGCAAAGCUGUGAUGGGGGUGAAAGGUCUUUGGCAGCUCUUGGAAUCUGUUGGCCGGCCAGUAACAUUAGAAUCUCUUGAGAACAAAGUUCUUGGAGUUGAUGCCAGUCUGUUACUGAAUCAGUCUGUGAAGGGAAUGCGUGACAAGCACGGAAACCCAGUUCCCAAUGCACAUCUGGUUGGCUUGUUCAGUCGUGUCUGCAAACUGUUGUAUUACAGGAUUAAACCAGUUUUUGUCUUUGAUGGUGGAGUCCCUCAUCUCAAGAAAAAGACACUGGCUGCAAGAAAGGAACAGAGAUUUAAAGCUAUCCAUAAAUCGAAUAGAGCUGCAGAAAAAAUUGUGAAAAAUUACUUGAAGGCAAAAGCUCUUGAAACUGUAACAAAAAGAACGAGGUAUGUGUACUUAUUGUGCAAGGCAAUUUAUCCUUUUUGUGAUUACCUCCCUAAUCUUCCCUUUUUCUUCAAUGCCACACUGAUCUCUAUUAGUAAUAAAAGGUUAAAUACAUUUUCACCAGAAGAUGAAGAUCUAGACACUCCUAUCUUGGAACAAUUCCGUAGCCAGCACUUGGAGGAAACUUUUCAGGAUCCCAGUGAAAUAAACAUUGAUUCAGAAGACUUCAAGGCAUUACCACCAGAAAUUCAACAUGAAUUGAUCAAAGAGGUACAAGCAGAGAGAAAGUGGAUAAGCAAGAAUAAUUUUCAUAUUUCAAAGCAAGCAACUGACUUUUCCAGCUUUCAACUGGAAGGAGUCCUAAAGCGAGGUAAAAUGAACCAGCGACUUGAAGAACUCUACAAAGAAAUGAAUGAACGACAUUCGGGAGAGCUGGCAGGAAUUGCGUCGGAAGACUCCGUUGGAGAAAACACUGCUGUUAAAUCGCAAAAGAUUUUGUCAGAAGACAGUUCGCACUAUAUUCUAAUAAAACGAAACGAAUCACAACAGGCUGACAAGCAGGAAACUGGUGACGAGGCAUGUUCAAAGGAUUUUUCCAAUGAGGGAGGUUUCUUCCGAGAAGGUCAAGACUGUGAAAUAAUAAGCUGGACAAAUCCACGCCCCAAGCCAUCAUCGGCAGCAAAAGUUCCAAGCUUUGAUAUUCCUGAACUUUGUUCCAGCGACUCGGAAAACUUGUCGCCUUUGUUGGAUGUGGCAGAAGCUUGUCUUUCGCCCACGAGUCCUCAAGCAAAGAAGAGUUCUUUUAGGUUUUCUCCAGUGAAGAUUAAAAAGUCACUUCAGAAAGCUUUGUUAGGGAAAUAUGAUAAUAUAGUGGAAAAAGAAGAGCUUCAAAAACAGAUUUCUCAAGGUUGUGACGACCUUGGAUCAAAACAUGAACCGGAGAAACGUGAUCUUCAAGAUUCUCACUUAGACCAGCUUCGUGGAAGAAGCAAUCCAGAAAGGGAGGUGAUCUUUGCGAGGGAUUCUGAUGAAGAUACCGAACUGCUGACUCAAAUUAAAGACAAGAAAAAAGAACUUGAUGAUCUUAUAAAGAAAUGGAAAAACUCAAAAUGUCAGAAAACUGUUAUUGAUUUAACGGCUAAUACAGGUGAUGGAAGUAAUAUUGCAGAAAAAAAAGAACUGCCCCUUGGCAAGUCGGAAAGUGUCGAGGUUACGGAAACCUUAGAAAAACAGCAGGAAUGCACCAAUAUUGAAGGAACAGAAAACAUGCAGACAGCUUUAGUUAUUGACGAGGGGACGAAGGGACAAGAAAAAGUUGUAGAUGCAGUGUGUAUUAGUGAAAGUGAAUCUGAAGCUAGUUCAGUGGAAGAUGUGACAGCUUUGGUCAAACAAGAAGAUGGUGUUGUUGAAGAUAGAAAGAGUAAUGUUUCUAUGCAAGAGGUUGAAAUCACGAUCUCAGCAGAUGCUACUAACGAUGUUGUCAAAGACAAAUCGAAUGCUGUUUCUUCUGAUGCUUUACAAGAAGUUCAAACCACACGCACAGAAAAUGCUGUGAUUGAUGUCGCUAAGGAUAAACAGAGUUUUGUUUCGCCAGUCCAAAGCACGCUCUCAACAGAUGUAACCACUGAGGAAGAUCAAGACGAUUUACAUCUAUCUGGAACGCAGAAAGACGCUCAUUUAGAUAUAAACGCACAAGAUAAUGAAGAUAUGUCAGUUAUGGAAAAACAAGACUCCUCGGAAGAAGGGAGAGUUAAGAUGGAUGUUGAUGAGCCUGUGGCGGGACUGUCUGGUCUCCCUGUGGAAUGGCAGGGUGCCACAGUGGACGAGUUGGAAGACAUUCGAAUGGAUCUUGAAUCGGAGCAGAAAUCUCUAGCGUCAGAACAAGCCAGACAGAACCGUAUAGCGGCCACUGUAUCCAGUGAGAUGUUCGCUGAGUGUCAGGAACUUCUCCAGUUGUUUGGUGUCCCGUAUCUUGUGAGCCCUAUGGAGGCCGAAGCCCAGUGUGCAAUGUUAGAUGUGCUCGGGUUAACACAAGGCUCCAUCACGGACGACAGUGAUAUAUUCUUAUUCGGCGGCAGACGAGUCUACAAGAACAUUUUCAACCAGAAUAAACAUGUGGAGAUGUUCGAAAGCGAUGCGGUCCAGAGAAAUCUUGCGCUAGACCGUUCUCGACUUAUCUGCAUCGCUUUCCUCACCGGAAGUGACUAUACUGAAGGCAUACCAGGUGUUGGCGCAGUUAGUGCUAUGGAGAUUUUACAUGAGUUUUCUGGCGAGCGGCUUGAAGGACUCAAGAAGUUCAAGUAAGUUGAAAUCUUUGUGCAGCUUGAACCCUAUGAAGGCAACUAGUUUUGAAAAUUGAAGAAUACAAAGGGGUGGAAAAGUCAAUUAUUUCGUUUCUACAGCUUCGUUCUGUUGGAGUCUAGGGAUCAGCUUGUCACAAGGGUGUUUCUUCAGGUUUUUGUCUCUCUUUUUCCUGCGUGAAUCUUUUGACGAUCAAUCAUGUCUUCAUAUCUUUCUCUGCAGUUCAAAUAUGUGAUCUUUCA
Molecule: messenger RNA, 4735 nt
Organism: Orbicella faveolata
Lineage: Eukaryota; Metazoa; Cnidaria; Anthozoa; Scleractinia; Merulinidae
Product: DNA excision repair protein ERCC-5-like
Biological process (GO): nucleotide-excision repair
Cellular component (GO): nucleus
Molecular function (GO): DNA endonuclease activity; single-stranded DNA binding
Source: RefSeq, a predicted model, not a curated record